AUGGGCUCUUGCUCAGACACUGGAGACCCAUAUUUUGAUUCCAAGAAUUUCUACAAUGUGCUGCGCUGGGAGAGAGUGGACAGUCCGGGUCAGGUGGUUCUGUACAGCGUCGAGUACAAUGUUUAUGGAAAUCCAUUUGUUCCGGUAAUGGAAUGCCAAAACAUCAGUGUGACUUUCUGUGACCUCACAGCGUUGACUGUCAAUGAUGGCUCUAGGUACUACGCCAGAGUACAGGCCAAUGGUCAACUGCUAGGCUAUACAGCACGCUUCAACCCCAUGUCCCGAACUGCAUUUGGUGCUCCUGAGGUGUCAGCGACUUACAAUGUGUCAUCGGUGAUGGUGACAGUCAGACUUCCACAGGGACCAGGCAACAGAUCCAUCGCAGACAUCGCAUGCCAAGUGAACUGCAGUUCAAAACCUCCCGUUGAGUACAAACUCACAAUAACCCAUCCGGAAUCAAAAGCAGGAAUGGUAAUUAUAGACACGUCUGGACGUUUUGUGUUCAAUCAUUCAGUACGUAGCACAGAGUACUGUGGAUAUGUCGUUUAUACCCUGACUCAUCCUGGAUCACCCCAACAGAGUGACAAUGCCACCUUCUGCAUCACUGUACCAGGUGACCCCUGGUCCCGUAUAUUCAUCGUACCCGGGCUGAUAGCGUUCCUUCUGCUUCUGAGCUUAUCGGCAGGUGUUUGCUGGACUUACAUAACAAAAGAGAAGAGUAUGCCUAAAUCCUUGGACCUGUCAAAAACUGGACAUGUCCUACACCUUAUAAACACACAGGACACUAUAUCCCGUGUAGUGAUAAGUCCACAAUUUUUCAGCCAAGUGGAACUGAAGACUGCUGAACCCUGUGCACUCACAAGCCAUGACAGCCCCAAAGACAGCAGCACCACGGAGGGGAGCUACGCUGUCCAGGUGUGCCACGCCCAGUCCUGUAGUAACCGUACUUACCGUGAUCAACAGCAAGUUUCAAGACAACAGUCCAGAGACAGUACGGGCUCCUCCACCAAUUAUAGUAUGGUGGUGCACGUCCAGAUAUCUACUUGUGACCCGAAAGAGGAUGCGAUAAACCUGAGCCAUAUCAAACCGUCUGGUCUGAAACCUCAGGAAGAAAGUGAACCAGUCUUGAUCUCGCAGAACGCUCCUCCAGGACCGGAGAUCGUCCCGCAGGACCAAAAUGAUUCAAAUAACGAUUUACUGAUGGUGCCGGUUUUGCAUAACAAAGAUGGCGUACUUCAAAUCCCUGGCUUAACAGAGAUGGAGAGUUCUACCUCAAAUCUUGGGAAUUGUGAAAAGAUUCCCCUUCUUUCAGGUCUCAUAUUUGAUUCAGACACAACACCUUCUCCGACCGAUUGGAUGGAAGACCUGGACGACCAAGACAGCGAAUCAGGAGAGCACUAUGCAACUACCUACGUUUCAAACCAAGUUCUUCUGCCUACCUGCAUGGAAUCCACCAGUUACCAUCCACAAAUAACUCCUCUGAACACACAGACCGGCAACUCAUCUAAUUACAGAAAAAACUGGGUUCCAGGGAUGCAAGCAGAGAUCCAGGAGCAGGACAGUUCGGUCAAGGGCAGGAAUUAUAUCCUGCAAACUUGGCCUGAUCCAGAUGAAACAGAGAAAUUAGGAACGGGUGGGAUAUUUUUGGAGGGAUGGAUGGUGCAAAUCAAAGGAUGA
This is a messenger RNA of Chanos chanos (milkfish), 1677 nucleotides long. It is a transcript of the gene ifnlr1, whose product is annotated as interferon lambda receptor 1. The transcript has 6 exons. The record is from RefSeq and is a predicted model, not a curated record. Gene Ontology annotation, biological process: cytokine-mediated signaling pathway. Bases 1 to 1677 code for a protein of 558 amino acids. Gene Ontology annotation, molecular function: cytokine receptor activity; protein binding. NCBI's taxonomy places the organism in Eukaryota, Metazoa, Chordata, Actinopteri, Gonorynchiformes, Chanidae. Gene Ontology annotation, cellular component: plasma membrane.